AUGGCCUUAAAUCCCUUGGAUUUCCCUCCCAUGUUGGGCUCCUCAGUUCUGGGAGUUCCGCCUCAACCCCUUCCUCCUGCCACCUAUGCUAGCAACCUCUCUUCGUCUCCUUCUUCUUCCGAUGAGUUCCCUAUGUCCUUUGUCUCCCCGACGAAGAAACUCUCUUUCAAAACUGACGACCUCACGGAAGGCAAGAACUUCUGGCAUCUUUCGCUUGUGGGUUACUCCAUCGGGCAACGACCGUAUUACGAGCGUCUACUUGCUGCUAUGAACAAAGCUUGGAAGCUCAAGGGCUCUUUUUCUCUUCUCUCCCUCGCUGAUGAUUUUUUCCUGUUAAAGUUCACGUCCGCGGAAGACUUCGACAUGGUCCGCACCGGUGGCCCCUGGUUCUUACUUGGUAAGCCGUUCAUUCUCCAGGAAUGGUCGCCGAAAUUUAAGCCAAAGCGGGAUGAAACUGGCUCUAUUCCCCUUUGGAUUAAGAUCCUUGACCUUCCUCUCGCCCUCUGGACUCCGGCAGGUAUAUCAAAAAUUGCUAGUUACAUUGGAGUUCCAUUAUAUGUUGAUUCUCUUACUGCUAAGCGUACUAGGCUUACGUUUGCUACAAUAUGUGUUAAAAUUGAUAAAAAUUCGAAGAUGCCGGAGGAAAUCCCGCUGGAAAUUGAUGGGGAAGACAUGUCUCUCAAAGUAGUCUAUGAUUGGAAACCUACCAGCAAAAGCAAAAAACCGUCUGAAAGGGAGCGCUCUUCUGACUCUGGAAAACAAGGCAACGCUACGGACAAACCCAUUCCAACUCCUCCAUCACCUAUCAAGCAACUACCACAACCAGAAUUGGAAGUGAUUCAGCCUGUUUUGAUUCCUUCCGAAUCAACUGUUACUCCACAAGCCGAAUUAAAUUCAGAAAAGAAUUCGACGCUUCCUAAUCUUAAUCUUCCUAAUGAGGAGUCAGCUUCUUCAGAGCAUUUUAUCGGUGCUAUUUCCCCUCCCAAAAAGGUUCUUCCUACUCUCUUACUUCCUUCUCAAGUUACUCUAGCAAACAGUUUUGCUUCCCUGCAGACUGAAAAUCAUUUAACUUCCGAGGGAGACUCUCUUGAGGGGGAAAGUAACUCUUUCACCUCUAAACCUGAUGAUCCGCCUCCUAAAAUCCAAACUCCUACAUCAAAAAAUCCUCCCGGUAAAAACAAGUCCCCUGCCAAAAAAACCAAAGCCAAAAACUGCCAAAAAGGCAAAACCUCCCAAGUAGCCAUGUCCCUGCCUCCUCUUGCUGCUUGGAAUGUUAGGGGGUUUAACAAUCCCACCAAGACCAAAAUGUGCAAAGACCUCAUUUCUUCUUAUAACCUUAAGCUUCUCUGCAUCCUGGAAGCUAAAGUACACCAACAGAAUUCUGAUGACCCUUGGUUUUCUCAAACCCAUGUCCUGUUUGAGAAUGAAAUGAGUUGUGAUAAUUUCCAUUGUGCUUCCCCGGGCCGUAUCUGGGUGAAAUGGGACUCUUCGCAAUUUACUUUUACUCCUACCUUCUUCUCGCAGCAAUUGAUUCAUGGUAUUUUGAAUGCGGGUUCUUUGCCGCCUUGUCAUUUUUCGGUUGUAUAUGCUGCAAACCAGCCUGAGGACAGGAAAAUUUUAUGGAAAGAGUUGCUCGAUUUAUCUGUGGGGGUGGAUAAUCCAUGGAUUGUCCUCGGUGACUUCAACUGUUAUAGGUUUGAUAAUGAAAAAGCUGGCAGAAUUUCAUCGUCUUCCGCUAGAUUGGUGGAAUUCAAUAAUUUUAUUUUUGAGUCUGGUUUACAAGAUCUAGCUUAUGUGGGAUUGUUUUACACUUGGUUUAAUCAAAGGUCCGAUUCCCCCAUUCACAUCAAACUCGACAGGAUCUUGGUGAAUUUGUCUUUUCUGGAUGUCUUCCCGGCGGCUUACUACAGAGUCGAUCCUCCUUCUGGGUCGGAUCACUCUCCGUUGAUUCUCUUUGACACUCAACCCAAUAAACCUUUCUCUAGGUUUAUGUUCAAGGAUUAUUGGACUCAUUUUGAUAGUUUUUGGGAGGCUACUCUUUUAGCAUUUGAAAGGCCCUCUACUGCCAGUCCUAUUCCAGCUCUGUAUAAUUGUUUAAGAAUGCUUAAACAGAAGAUUCGUGGGAAAAAUUGGAGCUCCUCUAAUUUUAUUUCUAAUGCUAUCCUUGAGGUGAAGAAUUUCCAAGCACAAUGUAUGAUGGAUAUCCAGCACGAUCCUUCGAACCCUUCACUUAAUUCUUCUCUUAAGUUAGCUAAUGAAAAAUUGGGGGAGGAUGAUCUCGGUUUCCUGUAUGCCAAGAUUAGAUCGAGGAAGAAUAGAAAUACCAUUAAAGUGCUUACAACUUCUGCUGGACAUAUUACUUCCCACAAUGCCAUUGCUCAUACUCUGAUUGAGCAUUUUAAGGGUCUUUUCAAUGCUCCCACUCCUCCUAAAGAAAAUGACCUUAUUUUUCCUGUUGGUAAAAAAGUGCCCACUGAUUUGCUAGAUGGUUUAGUGUUAAAUGUUACAAAUGAGGAAAUUAAGAAGGUGGUGUUUGAGGGUGUUGCUUCGUCCUCUCCGGGUCCCGAUGGUUAUUCUUUUGGCUUCUAUCAAAAAACUUGGCACAUCACGGGCUUUCUUCUUUGCAAAGCUGUAAAAAAAAUUUUCAUCUCUGGGAAUAUGACAAAAGGAGCUAAAGCCACUGCGAUUACCCUCAUCCCCAAAGGAUCUCAUUCCAAUACUGUGGCUGAUUUUAGACCUAUCUCUUUAUGCAAUGUUUUUUAUAAAAUCGUGGCUAAGAUCAUUGCUAACCGUUUGAAGAUCAUUCUUCCCCACAUCAUCCAUGAUAGUCAGUCUGGUUUCAUUUCUAAUAGAGUUUCGACUGACAACAUUAUCCUGGCUUCAGAAUUUUUUAAAGAAUUUAAGGGGUCUCACAAUUAUUUUUGUGCCAAGCUUGACAUUAAAAAGGCAUUUGACUCGGUUUCUCGUACCUUUUUGCUUAACAGGCUUAGACAAAAAGGUUUUCCUGACUUGUUUAUCAAUUGGAUCAAAGGUUGUAUCUCUGAGGUUAACUUCUCCAUUUGUCUUGAUGGUUCGUUGGAAGGUUUUUUUAGCUCCACUUCUGGUCUGAGGCAGGGGUGCCCUCUAUCACCUCUCCUUUUUUGUAUCUCUGAGGUUAACUUCUCCAUUUGUCUUGAUGGAUACAUUCCGCUUCUAUCUCCACCUCGGCGGUCGGCGACAACACCGGAGCAGUGGUGA
Dendrobium catenatum is the source of this 3237-nucleotide messenger RNA. RefSeq names its product LINE-1 retrotransposable element ORF2 protein. The record is from RefSeq and is a predicted model, not a curated record. NCBI's taxonomy places the organism in Eukaryota, Viridiplantae, Streptophyta, Magnoliopsida, Asparagales, Orchidaceae. The transcript has 3 exons. Gene Ontology annotation, molecular function: catalytic activity. Bases 1 to 3237 code for a protein of 1078 amino acids.